This is a messenger RNA of Mollisia scopiformis, 1170 nucleotides long. Its product is annotated as RTA1 like protein. Gene Ontology annotation, cellular component: plasma membrane; fungal-type vacuole. The coding region runs from base 343 to 1071 and encodes 242 amino acids. The record is from RefSeq and is a predicted model, not a curated record. The transcript is spliced from 2 exons. Lineage: Eukaryota; Fungi; Ascomycota; Leotiomycetes; Helotiales; Mollisiaceae.
CGAAUCGAUACCGUUAUCGAUGCUGAGGCACAGCGAGGACAUGCUAUAAUGAAACAUAUCAGCCAACGUCUCUUUAAGGGCAUCGGCGUUCUCGAAUCAUUUAUCCCUACGAAUGGUCUCACUGGCUUCAAUAGAAACAACCACACAGGCUACGGCAAUGUAACGAUUCUCGAAGAUUACCAGCACCUCUGCAAUCUUUCCCUCUGCGACCUUUCACUAGCACAUUUCACCUACAUCCCUUCUCUCGGCGGUAACGCAUUCUACGCUGCAGUAUUCGGCAUCUAUAUCCUACUCAACAUCAUUUUCGGUAUUCGUUACAGAACUUAGGGGUACAUAGCUGCAAUGUCCCUUAGUCUUACCGGAGAAGUCGUUGGCUACAUAGGUCGGAUCCUCCUUAACAAAAAUCCAUUCGAUCCCACCGGCAACGAUUUCCUCCUCUAUCUCGUCCCUCUCACCAUCUCGCCCGCCUUCCUCUCAGCAGCAAUCUACCUCUGCCUCGCCUGCAUCGUCGUCAUAUACGGAGAACAACUCUCCAGAUUCAAGCCCGGAACAUACACCAUCAUCUUCUGCGGUUGCGACAUCUUCGCCCUCGUCCUCCAAGCACUAGGCGGCGGAAUUGCCUCGGGCGCUAAAACACAGAGCAAACUCCAACUCGGCAUAAACGUCAUGCUAGCAGGUCUCUCGGUCCAAGUCGCCUCCCUCACCCUCUUCGCACUCAUGUGCGCCGAAUUCGCCUGGCGUCUACACUCCCAUCGCAACGCGUGGCGCACCGACCACGCUGCCAUAUACAACAGCCGGCUCUUCAAAUCCUUCCUUAUUGGUCUCUGCGUCGCGACUUUGACGAUCUUCAUUCGAUCCGUGUUCAGGGUCGCGGAAGUAUCGGGCGGCUUCCACGGUCCGUUGGCUAAUAAUCAGGUCUCGUUUAUGGUGCUGGAGGGUGCGAUGAUUGUCGUUGCUACGAGUUGUUUGACGGGGUUGCAUCCGGGGUACUGUUUUCAGGGGGCGUGGCAUGCGGCGGAUUUUAGUUUUGGGAAGGGGAAGGUUUUGGAUGAGGAUACGGAGAUGAGUUGAUUGGUUUUGUGGGGUCGAGGGGAUGAAUGGGCGAUGUCUUUUUGGUUUUUUUGUUGUAUGGGUAGUAGAGGGAUGCGAGAUAGAUGUACUUCAGCUGUG